AUGGCAUCCCUCCCCUCAUCAACGCAGCCCGUCCCGGUCCUCCUCCUCAAGACAAGAUCCAGCCCAUCCGACGCAUACGAAGACCUCUUGUCCUCACCUGCCAACACCCCGUCCUUUGCACCAACAUUCGUCCCAGUCCUGCAGCACAAAUUUGAAGAAAAGGGCAUAAAUCGACUCCGCGACCUGCUCCGCCGGAAACGCAUCGGAACCACCCCGGACUGCGACUUUGGCGGCCUGAUCUUUACUUCCCAGAGAGCAGUCGAGGCAUUCUCCCAUGUAGUCCGCGAAGACGAGGCCUCAAAGGACCCCUCGUGGCCUCACCUCCAACACAUUCCCAUCUACAGCGUCGGCCCAGCCACGACCCGCGCCCUCGCCGCCGUCCCGCAGGAUCCCCCCCUCCAGAUCUUCGGCAGCCACACCGGCAACGGCGACGCCCUCGCGCAAUUCAUCCUCGACCACUACGCCCAGUGCAACAACAGCAGCAACAACAACAACCAGAGGCUUCUGCCCCCCCUCCUAUUCCUCGUCGGCGAGCAGCGCAGGGACAUCAUCCCCCGCACCCUAACGGACCCUUCCCUCCCACCGGACCGGCGCAUCCCCGUCACCGAGGAGGUCGUCUACGGAACGGGCGAGAUGCCCUCUUUCCCGGCAGACUUUGCCUCCGUCCUCGACGAGACAACGCGGCGCUCCGCGAGCUCCGAGCGAUGGAUCGUCGUCUUCUCGCCCACGGGGUGCGACAGCAUGCUCCGCGGCCUGGACCUGCUGGAUCCCUCGACGGGCAAGUUCGCGGGGGAGCGGCGGCGGCAGGACGGGACGUUUGUUGCUACGAUCGGGCCUACGACGCGGAAUCAUCUCGUCAACACGUUUGGCUUCGAGCCGGAUGUUUGUGCGGAGACGCCGACGCCCGAGGGGGUGCUCGAGGGAAUCUUGGCUUUCCAGAAGAAGAGGCCCGAGAAGACGACAUGA
Molecule: messenger RNA, 966 nt
Organism: Trichoderma citrinoviride
Lineage: Eukaryota; Fungi; Ascomycota; Sordariomycetes; Hypocreales; Hypocreaceae
Product: uroporphyrinogen synthase
Exons: 3
Coding region: 1-966 (321 amino acids)
Biological process (GO): uroporphyrinogen III biosynthetic process
Molecular function (GO): uroporphyrinogen-III synthase activity
Source: RefSeq, a predicted model, not a curated record